Penicillium vulpinum is the source of this 1062-nucleotide messenger RNA. Its product is annotated as J domain-containing protein. Gene Ontology annotation, cellular component: endoplasmic reticulum membrane. The transcript has 3 exons. Gene Ontology annotation, molecular function: Hsp70 protein binding. Gene Ontology annotation, biological process: cellular response to misfolded protein. The record is from RefSeq and is a predicted model, not a curated record. NCBI's taxonomy places the organism in Eukaryota, Fungi, Ascomycota, Eurotiomycetes, Eurotiales, Aspergillaceae. Bases 1 to 1062 code for a protein of 353 amino acids.
AUGCCCUCGGCUUCGGCAUCUGGCUCUGACGCCAAGCGCGGAGGUGCGACGUCGCGCGAUCAUAAGCAAGGCAACCAGGAUCGCAAGUACACGGAUGAACAGAAAGCCGCUGUGCUUCGGAUUCGAAAAUGCCAACCUACAGCGUUUUACGAAAUUUUGCUAGUUGAGCGUUCAUCAACGGAUAAUGAGAUUAAGAAGGCGUACCGGAAACAGAGUUUGUUGACGCACCCUGAUAAGAACGGAUACGAAGGCGCAGACGAGGCAUUCAAGAUGGUAUCGCGUGCUUUCCAGAUCCUUUCCGAUGAGGACAAGAAGUCCAAAUACGACAAAUUUGGCGGUGAUCCUGAUAGCAGGUUCCAGCCCCCACCGAGCACGGCGAGCGGCGGUGCAUCUCCCUUCGGUGGGUUCGGCGGUGGUGGAUUCCCCCGCGGAGGUCAAAGAUUCGACGAGGAGGUCUCAGCGGAGGAGAUGUUCAACCGGUUCUUCAACGGCGGAUUUGGCGGAAUGGGCGGCGGUGGAUUCGGCGGUCCGCAAUUCGUCUUCAACAUGGGAGGUGGCCCCGGAUUCCGAGUGCAUCAAUUUGGAGGCCAGGCUCCCCGCCGCCGGCCUCGUGCGGCAGCUACUGAGGAGGAAGCUCAGGCUGAUAGCCGCAGUUUCCUUCGCCAACUAUUGCCGCUUAUCAUUCUAUUUAUUCUGCCGCUCCUCUCAUCUCUCUUCUCUGGUUCCUCAACCCCAGCCGGACCUUCCUAUCGAUUUGAUACCCCCGUCUCCCCGCAUACGCUCGGCCGCUCAACCCCGAAACUCAAUCUCAAUUACUUUGUGAACCCCUUGGAAGUGGAUAACUUUAGUGCCCGAAAUUUCCGGGAGCUAGACUCCCGGGUAGAGGUGGAAUACGUCAGGAAACUGCGCAAUGAAUGUGAAGCUGAAGCCCAUGAGCGGGAAAGGAGGUUGCAAGACGCGCAGGGAUGGCUUUUCCCUGAUGUUGAGAAGAUGAAGAAGGCUCGCGCGAUGGAGAUGCCGAGUUGCCGGCGUCUGGACCAACUGAAGACGAAGAGAUUUUAA